Trametes versicolor FP-101664 SS1 is the source of this 777-nucleotide messenger RNA. RefSeq lists its product as uncharacterized. Gene Ontology annotation, cellular component: NuA4 histone acetyltransferase complex; nucleus. The record is from RefSeq and is a predicted model, not a curated record. The transcript has 3 exons. Bases 1 to 777 code for a protein of 258 amino acids. Gene Ontology annotation, biological process: regulation of transcription by RNA polymerase II. NCBI's taxonomy places the organism in Eukaryota, Fungi, Basidiomycota, Agaricomycetes, Polyporales, Polyporaceae.
AUGGAGGUCGACGACGACGAAGCAGCUCUCGAGCCCCGCUGGCUCGACUCCGUCGAGGGCGAGAUCGCCUUCUUCCGCUCGCUCAUGCGCGCCCGCCCCGUCGGCAUCCACCGCCACUUCCACGUCCUCACCAUGCGCAACGCGAUCCUCCGCGACACCGGCGAGCUCGUCGCCAUCGACGACCUCUGGGCGAAGCUGCGCACCUGCUACGACCUCGACAUCCUCGAGAAUAUCGAAGCGGACGGAUACGACUUCCCGGGCGAGGGCCCCGCAAGCACCCCACCAUUACCCCCGCGUUCGCCAUCGCCGUCCGACAACCUCUCGAUGCACCCUUUCUUCCGACACGAAUAUACCCUGCCCCACGACGAGACGUUCGAAGCCAUCAUGUCUGAGCGCCGAAUGCGCGCGUCCGUGUCCCUCCCCUCCUCAUCCCCCGCACCAUCGCCAGUGACACAAACGAAGUCUGGGCGGGGCGGCCGGAAGGGGAAGAGUAAGCUCAAGCACAUGGCGGGUUUGGUGGGCGGCGACAGCGACAGCAGUGCGUUAACCCAGGAAAGUGGGGAUGAGAGCGUAGCACCCACGCCACGAGAUAGCGUCGCAACCGGAACCGAUGCAGGUACCGAGUAUGCGGAGGACGAGGAGGACCCAAGACAGUCUCCAGCCGCCUCAAUAGCUUCAAAGCAACCUCGAAAAGGCACGAAGGGCACCGGACGAGGAAGGGGUCGCGGCAGGGGGGCGGGAGCCGGAUCCCGCGGUACGAAAAGGAAAAAGAAAUAG